UCCCGCUUCACUCCCACUCCAUCCACCCCCGAGCCAGAUCUGAUCGAGACCCCGUCCACUCCGUCCCCCUUCCCCCCUUUCUCUCUCGCCCGCCAACAUUAGCGCCGCCGCUCCCCAAACGCAACCCUAACCCUAGCCCCGCCGCCUCACCGCUCGAGCCCACCCGCGCUGAUGGACCCUGAGCAGCCGGCGGCCGACCCCGUCGCUGCCGAGACGGAGGAGGAGGAGGAGACGAAGGCGGCCGAUGCGGAGUAGGAGACGGAGAGGGAUCGGUCGACCCAACUCAACUGGCAUCGAUUGUGAGCCCGCUGGCCCACCUGGAAGCGGCGCUGCCCCGCGCGCGCCCGCUCGCCGAGGCGGCGGCGAUGGGAGCGGCGCGGAUCCCGCCGCCCCACGCCCCUCCUUGUUGUAUGCUCGCAGAUGCCAGGCUCACUCGGACGUGAAGGCGUCCCCUGCAUCGGAGUCCAAGGAUGUGGGGAGUUCGUCGCAGAGCUGGAGGAUCAAGAUGCUUUACGAUGGUGAAUGCCCGCUCUGUAUGCGUGAGGCAUCCAUGGACGCCGCCGCCACUGCUCCGACCCCGCUGCUAACACCCCAUGGAGACUCUGCUCUCUCUCAUGUCCUGCGUGUCCCGGCCAUCAAACCAAUUACCCUGAGGUUCAUGGAUGACAGCCAAGGGUUCAUGCUCGGAAACGACUACAUCUUGCUCCAUGUUGUCGGCUCAGCUAGAGUCCUUAAUCAUGAGGAGAUGGGACACGUCGAUUGUUAGAGUACACUUGACAGGGGUGAUCGACGCUGACUAGCGUGGCCGGUGGGCGCUGUGCUCUUCAACCACUCAGAGGCGGACUUCUCCGUGAAGCCGGUGGACUUUGUCGCGUAGAUGAUUGUCCAGGUGAUUUCGACGCCGGAGAUCGUCGAGGUGGAGGACCUUGACCCCACCGUCCGGGGGGAGGGAGGAUUCGGGUCCACCGGCGUCUAAGCUCCAAGCCUUGGUAGAUACAUCUAGGGAAGUGGUCUGUUUAGGUUGGUGAUGGAACACCAGGGAAGGUACCCACCUUUCGAUGAUCAUUGUGUGUGUCUGAUGUUAAAUGCAAUCUUGAGAAUGUUAUGUGACGUUGGUUUGGUUUGCACGGGACGUAUUGCCAACCAUGAA
Messenger RNA from Triticum dicoccoides, 1150 nucleotides. RefSeq lists its product as uncharacterized. NCBI's taxonomy places the organism in Eukaryota, Viridiplantae, Streptophyta, Magnoliopsida, Poales, Poaceae. The coding region runs from base 245 to 766 and encodes 173 amino acids. Gene Ontology annotation, molecular function: protein-disulfide reductase activity. The record is from RefSeq and is a predicted model, not a curated record. The transcript is spliced from 5 exons.